AUGUCUGUCCUACACGCCCAUCGCCGGGCUUCGUUGCACAAACACCACAAGAGAUUCUUUCAUGAAAACAGUGUUAACCUGGUGCUCGUCGCAUGCGGCUGUGUUCUUGUGGUCCUCUCCAUCUUCCUGCUCUUCUACCGCGCACAAAAGCGCAAGGCCGCUGCACCCAGCCAGAAUUUUCAGUUCCAGGGCCACGGCCAGACCAUGCCACAGCACCCCGACGGCGUGGCUGCUGUCCCAUUUUACCUUGGCCAAACUGUCCAGCCGGCCCAUCUAGGUCUGCAGAGGCAUGGGGAAGACCAGUUCGAUAUUCCAGCCCCUCCGUAUUACCCCCGGGAGCAAGAUGCUGCAAAGCAAGACCAGACCCUCUCUUAUUCUUCUUCUUCUUCUUCUCCUCAUCCCCCUCCACGGACAAGGUCGCCUCCACCAGACUAUAUACCGUCAACUACGCCAAAUAGUCAGCCCGGCCGGCAAACAGAUCCAAGCAGCACCUCGAAUCAAUGA
Nannizzia gypsea CBS 118893 is the source of this 504-nucleotide messenger RNA. RefSeq lists its product as hypothetical. The record is from RefSeq and is a predicted model, not a curated record. The transcript has a single exon. Bases 1 to 504 code for a protein of 167 amino acids. NCBI's taxonomy places the organism in Eukaryota, Fungi, Ascomycota, Eurotiomycetes, Onygenales, Arthrodermataceae.